Strigops habroptila (Kakapo) is the source of this 1611-nucleotide messenger RNA. It is a transcript of the gene CYSRT1, whose product is annotated as cysteine rich tail 1. The record is from RefSeq and is a predicted model, not a curated record. NCBI's taxonomy places the organism in Eukaryota, Metazoa, Chordata, Aves, Psittaciformes, Psittacidae. The transcript has 2 exons. The coding region runs from base 92 to 511 and encodes 139 amino acids.
GGGCGGGACAGGGCGGUCCGUGCAGGAGGAAGCGCUGCCGGCGGCAGAAGCGGUCCCGGAGCGACCGGAGCCGCGCGGUCGGAGUUGGGCAAUGCCAGCUGGGCCUCGCGUGCUGACAGCAAGCAGGGACAUGGAUCGUGGCAUCAGCCUGGAGAACCCUUAUGCCAGCGUCAACAUCCCACGGGCACAGUUCCAGCAAAGCUUCAUCACUCACUACCUGAAGGAUGAGCCCACCGUCAUCGCCAACCCUGCAGCUGUGCCCACCUACACGGAGGAGCAGGAAGACCCUGCUGGCAGCUGGAACAGACCAGCUAUUUCCACGGAGAAGUCCUGGUCCCGCCCCUACAACCCCUACGCCAGCCUGAGGAUGCCCAACAGGGAAUUGUCCAACUCCUUCUACACUGUCACCCUGGACAAGCCACCCAAGAGCCAGGAGCUGGAGGCCAGUGGGGGAUGCGGGUGCUGCAAGUGCUGCUCCCACUGCAGAAAGUGCUGCUGUGUUGUCUCCUAAGGGCCCUUGUGGGACGUGCUGACCAUGGGAUGGGGACAUGGCACCCGGCCGAGCUGGCAGCUGGGAGGUGGCACUGGCUGGACUCUGCCAUUGCUUUCCACCGUGAGCUCUGCAGCCAUAUACGCCAGUGAUGGGCACCCGCCACGUCCGGAGAGCCCAGUGUGGGGUGUGGGAGAAGGGCAUGUCCCUCCUGCCCCACUGAGGCUCGGGAGCCUUGAGGAUGGUGUAUGCCUGUUCAGAUGCCACUGAGAAGAGCCUGCACUGGGGUUGGGGCAGCACUUCGAGCCUGUGAGCCCAUGCACUGACUCUGCCCUUGCUGGGGAACCUCUGGCUGCGGGGACAGUGCAAGCACUGCUGGCUUGCCAGAGGGUGGGUUUGGGUGAUGGCAGCCCUGUGUGUGUGGCAGAGGAGGGCAUCGUCAUGGUCAUCCUCCUGGAGGGGAGCCAGGGACAUGUUCCCAUCUAGGAUUGGGACCCACAUCCCCAGAACUGAGUUAUCCGCCACCCACAGCACCAUGGGAUGGGACAGCCGCCGCACCAAGCUCCGGCUGGGUACCGCUCCCCCCUGGUACACUGCCUGUGGGACAGAGGGAAGGAGAUGGGAAGGAUGGACAAACAAAGCAUGGCAGGGUGCUGGGCAGCGCCCCAUGGCACAGCAUGGCUGUGGGUGUUAACAUCCCAGUGCCAGAACACCCCUGGCCCCUUUUGGUUCCUCCUGCCAGGCUUGUUGAGUGCUGGGCACACCCUAUCCUGGGUGAGCAUCCCGGCCUGAGCUCCACACUGCGUUGGGUCUAGGUCCAGAGAGCACUGGGGCACCCCACUUGGGAUGGAGAUCCUUAUCAUUGGCCUUCUGGGACUCCCUGGGCAUGGAGAAUGGUGGGUGAGGAGCCUGCUGGGCUCUUGCAGUGCUGCCGGGGUGGGGGGGACUCUGGGCUGGGUUUUGGGCUGAGGCUGGCGCCACUGUCCUGGAACAAGCUGGCCCUUGUGUUGGCUGAGAAGCUGCUGCAGGAUCUGCCUGGUCUGCAGGGCUUGGAAAAAGUGCGUGUGUUAGUGGAUGACUUCAAGGUGCUACAAAUAAAAUCACAGCCGUCUUCUCCCCUG